Messenger RNA from [Torrubiella] hemipterigena, 2413 nucleotides. The record is from the annotation of a GenBank genome assembly. Lineage: Eukaryota; Fungi; Ascomycota; Sordariomycetes; Hypocreales; Clavicipitaceae.
GCACAACUUUCGCUUUUCCCCCACCGAUUCAUUUUCUCCAUCUUCAUCUUUUUUGGCUGCCCAUGCAUCAUGCUUCUCUACUCGCGGGCACUUUUGCCUUGCAAGAAUAUUCUUGACCCCGCCUAAUUACAAUUAGUUUUUCGCUGCCACCCUCCGCCUUCGGCCAACUCUUCAUCUCUCUGGAAACUCCAGGAUCCGACUCACUGUAACCCUUGGCCUCCCCACCACGGAGCAAGUUUACAUGGCAAUAUGCUUUUUGGCCUGCACAGCCAUCGACCGGAGACCAGAGACGACAUCUAGAUUAUGUAAAACAACAGUAUAUGCACAGCAAAAAAGCGAAUAAUACAACAAAAGUACCCUGCAGCCGUGGAAAUGCCGCAAACAAAGGUACCGCCAAGGGCAUAGCCACUUGUGCUCAAGUUCAUAGUGGGCUGUAUGGACGAUCUCGGAAAUCUCCCCAAGUCAUGCCACUUGCAGGUGGCCCCAAUACAACCUGGACAGGCCGCCCGCGCUAGCAAAACCUUGUUGGAUUAGAUGAACGACCAGCGGAUUCAAAUUGAGCCCGUCGCCCAACUCCUCGUCUCCCCUGAGGCACAGCUUUUGUACACGUUCUGUCGCCCAAAGAAAAAAAACAAUCACAGAAUUGAGCAUGCUAUCCUCUCAUCUCUGGUGCCUGAUUGGCGCCCUUCUUCUGUCUGUUGUUACUGCGGCAGCAGUAACAAAGAAUGUUCCUCUCCUUCUCGAUGCCACACUCGAUGAGCUCCGUGCCGGCCUCGACAAGGGCGCAUUCACCAGCGCCGAACUUGUCACGGCAUACCUCGGCCGCAUCCACGAUGUCAACUCGGAGCUCCAUGCCGUCAUCAUGACCAACCCGGAUGUCAUGGCCAUUGCCAACGAGAAGGACGCCGAGCGCCGCUCUUGCAAGGGCAAGGGUCUUGGGCCGCUACACGGCAUCCCCAUCCUCCUCAAGGACAACAUGGGCACCGCCGACAAGAUGCCCAACACGGCCGGAUCCUUUGCGCUCAUCAAUGCCACGCUCGCGACUGACAGCACCGUGGCGGCCAAGCUGCGAAAGGCCGGCGCCAUCCUCCUCGGCAAGACCAACCUGUCGCAAUGGGCCAACUUUCGCCACAACAACAACACCGGCACGUCUGGAUGGUCUGCCGUCGGCGGCCAGACCGUUGGCGCCUACUUUGACCGUCAGGAUCCCUCCGGAUCGUCCUCUGGUAGCGGCGUCGCCGUGUCCAUCGGCCUAGCCUGGGCCGCGCUUGGCUCUGAGACGGCUGGCUCCAUCAUCGCGCCAGCCAACUUCAACAACAUUGUUGGCAUCAAGCCCAGUCUCGGCCUGACGUCUCGCCACCUUGUCAUCCCCAUUUCGGAGCACCAAGACACCGUUGGGCCCAUGGCUCGCACCGUCAAGGACGCCGCCGUACUGCUCACGGCCAUUGCCGGCGUCGAUAGCCAUGACAACUACACCAGCGCCAUCCCCUUCAAGUCGAUCCCCAACUAUAUUGAAGCCUGUAACAGCACGCGCCUUGACGGUGUCCGCAUUGGCGUUGUCGCGGCCGGGGACAGAUAUAAUCUUGCUGAUGAUCAAGGCGCGAUCCCGGCCGCCAUCAAAACCCUCCAGUCGCUUGGUGCUACGAUUGUCGAGAAUGUAGCCUUGCCCGGCGUCAACAUGCACACAGCAAACUACAACAUCCUUGGUACCGACUUCUACACCGACCUGCCCAAGUACCUGGCGCAGCUCAAGACCAACCCCAACAACAUCCACACCCUAGAGGACCUGCUCAACUUUACACGGACCGACCCGCGCGAGAACUACCCCUUCUACAACACGGGCUCCUGGAACGGGCCGGUGCAACACAAGCUGCAAAACUCAGAUGCGGCUUUCUGGGCGGCAUACCAGCAGAAUGUGGAGCUCACAACGACUCAUGGAAUCGACGCCGCCGUCAAGGAGCAUAACCUUGAUGCCAUCCUUGACUUGCCCUUAAUGUUGUCGAGUUUCGCUGCCCCUGCUGGUCAUCCCGUCAUCUCCAUUCCGGCUGGGCGUCUGCCGGACAGCACGCCCGUGGAAACGGAGAGCGCGUACAACGUGACGAUGUCGGCCCCGAACCAGCCCUACGGCAUCGGCUUUACCGGCGUCAGGUUCAGCGAGUACAAGCUGAUUCGCAUUGCCUACGCUCUUGAGCAGGCAACCAUGUUCCGCACGAAGGUGCACCCCAGGACGCAGCCCAAGACGGAAAUCAAGCCCAGCAAGAGACAGUAGAAGAACGAAAAUGGUUGUCCGGCGGCUGAGUAUAUACUAAAUGGCCGCCAUGUAAACUGCAUAAAACAAUUGUAUUAUAUUUCCCCAGACCUAUUUCAUUUUAUUUUAUACGUAUUUUCUGUGUACAUGUAUGCGUGAUUGUGU